Messenger RNA from Anopheles gambiae (African malaria mosquito), 420 nucleotides. Its product is annotated as protein LSM14 homolog car-1-like. Bases 1 to 420 code for a protein of 139 amino acids. NCBI's taxonomy places the organism in Eukaryota, Metazoa, Arthropoda, Insecta, Diptera, Culicidae. Gene Ontology annotation, cellular component: P-body. Gene Ontology annotation, molecular function: mRNA binding. The transcript is spliced from 2 exons. The record is from RefSeq and is a predicted model, not a curated record. Gene Ontology annotation, biological process: cytoplasmic stress granule assembly; P-body assembly.
AUGGCGACCCUCACCGAUGCGGAGAAGGAAAUCGGCAACGAAACUGGUGCCGGUGAGCACGAACAGGAAGAGGAAGAUGUCAUUUGCUACGACAAAGCAAAGUCCUUCUUCGACAACAUUUCGUGCGAGGCGGUCGAGCGCGCGAAGGGAAAGCAGCAGCGUACGGAUUGGCGCCAGGAGCGCAAACUGAACACGGAAACAUUCGGCGUCGGGUCGACCAGACGCGGCGGAUACAACCGACGAGGUGGUUACUUCCACCGUGCCAUCAACUACCAUCGUGGAGGAAACAACUAUCGCGGUGGUAACAACUACCGGGGCCGCAGCGGAAACCGCAACAAUCAGUUGAACGGUGGCAACGGCAUGUCGCAUAACCGAUCGGGCGGACAGCCAUUCGACCAACCACGAUACAGAACUCUCUAA